AUGCUCUUGUUCCUCUUCUUGUUUGGUCUGGCUCUGGGUGCUGAGCCUCCUUCAGACGACCAGCAAGUGAAGCUUCAGCGUGCUAACUGUCCCAUGUUCUGGUACAGCUUCAACGGCCGCUGCUACAAGUACAUCGCCACAGACAUGACCUGGGCUGAUGCAGAGCUCCACUGUGUGUCACAGAGAGCCAACCUGGUGUCUCUCCACAGUCUGGAUGAACAGAAUUUUGUCAAAUCCCUGAUAAAGAACUUUGAUCAUGCUGAGGGGAUGACAUGGAUCGGACUCAGUGACGUACACAAAGAAGGCAGGUGGAUGUGGUCUGAUGGGACUGCAGUGGACUUUGUCUUUUGGAAAACAGGAGAGCCAAACAAUGGUCUUGGAGGACCAUAUGAACACUGUGUUCACAACAACUACCCUGGGACUCUGAAAUGGAAUGACGGGCAAUGUUCUGCAACUUUUCCCUCUGUUUGUGCUUCUCGUAUAAUUCAUCCUUAGCACCUGAGAUAGUUACAUAUGUCUGAUUGAACCUGGUCACUGUUCACCUGACCACUGAUGCUGACCAUUUUCAGAUCAUGAUCAGUGUAUUGUCAUUCAUUGUGCAACAAAGAAAUAUCUGAACAGAUCUAGCAUUAUGAGUAAACUGUAAUCAUAUGAAAACAUUUUACCCUUCGAUUUGUUUACCUGCUUGU
Molecule: messenger RNA, 689 nt
Organism: Centropristis striata (black sea bass)
Lineage: Eukaryota; Metazoa; Chordata; Actinopteri; Perciformes; Serranidae
Product: lactose-binding lectin l-2-like
Exons: 1
Coding region: 1-495 (164 amino acids)
Molecular function (GO): signaling receptor activity
Source: RefSeq, a predicted model, not a curated record